Messenger RNA from Lethenteron reissneri (Far Eastern brook lamprey), 4365 nucleotides. It is a transcript of the gene PLB1, whose product is annotated as phospholipase B1. Gene Ontology annotation, molecular function: A2-type glycerophospholipase activity; retinyl-palmitate esterase activity; phosphatidylcholine lysophospholipase A1 activity. Gene Ontology annotation, cellular component: brush border membrane. Gene Ontology annotation, biological process: phospholipid metabolic process. Lineage: Eukaryota; Metazoa; Chordata; Hyperoartia; Petromyzontiformes; Petromyzontidae. The record is from RefSeq and is a predicted model, not a curated record.
GCCAUGAAUAAACUCCGUCUGUGAAAUGCUUUAAAAGGCGACGACCGAGUGGAUUAAUCACUGCGGACCCAACCAUGCAUCUCGUCCCACAGCGCGGCGUUGUCGCCCUCAUAGUUAUCGUUUUGGGGCAGGCAUUGCUUUCAGCAGGAAAAUGGUACGAUCUCAACAACAAACCCACCAAGAACCCACGGGUGUGGGGGAGUGUCGUCCCAUGCACGGAUACCGCCCCCUCGAACACCGUUCCCACAUCAGUGCACAGCCUGCGCCCAGGCGACAUUAAAGUGGUGGCGGCUCUUGGCGACUCACUCACGGCUGCCAACGGCGCGGGCUCGGUGCCCGGAGACGUGCUGGACGUGCUACAGACAUACAGAGGCCUGGCGUGGAGCAUCGGAGGUGAUGAAGACAUCAACAAUGUCACUACGCUCCCAAAUAUCCUGCGCGUCUUCAACCCCAACCUGAAGGGCUUCUCCAGUGGCGUUGGGAAUGAUCAGAGGUUCCUCAACCAGGCGGUGCCGGGCGCCAUCGCCGCGGAUAUCCCAUCUCAAGUCGAGAAACUUAUCGAAUUAUUGAAAACUACCCCGGAGAUAGAUUUUCAAAAUGAUUGGAAGCUCAUCACUCUCUUCAUCGGAGCAAAUGAUGUGUGCAGCUACUGUGAAGAUGAGAUAAAGCACUCGCCCGAACGCUACAUUAACUACAUACAGACUGCGUUGGAUAUGCUCCACAGAGAGGUACCCAGGGCCUUUGUCAACUUGGUGGAGAUUCUGUACAUCGAGCCGCUUCGGAAACUCCACGAGGACGAGAACAAGUGUCCCAAACAGCUCAUGAGCAUUCUGUGUGGAUGCAUCGUGGACCCCACAAACCCAGAUGACUUGGCAGUGGUGACCAAAGCAAACAGGGCUUACCAGGAUUACAACAAGCAGCUGGUGGCUACAAAGCGCUACGACACAACGGAGGACUUCACAGUCGUGCUGCAGCCGUUCUUUCAUGACGUCACCAUGCCAGUCACAGAGGGAGGACUUGCGGACGAAACCUACUUUGCACCGGACUGCUUUCACUUUUCAGAGAAGGCGCACGCCAUGUCUGCCAAGGCACUGUGGAACGGCAUGCUCGAACCAGUUGGAAGCAAAAGCACUUUUCAAGACUUCACGGCCAACAUCACGAUUAAUUGCCCCAGCGUGGCACAACCAUACCUGCGAACGUACAAGAACAGCAACUACAGUUACCCCGCAGUGCCUUCCAUCCCCCCGCCCCCCCCUGAGCCCACCUCACCCCCCAAGCCAAACUAUGGAAGUGAAAUCACUUGCAAGGAUACAUCUCCUUCCGCAAGCGUUCCGAGUUCAGUUCACGAACUCAGACCGGCUGACAUCAAGGUCAUCGGGGCUGUUGGAGACUCUCUGACGGCUGGCAAUGGGGCAGGGGCUGACAACUUGCUGGAGGUGAUCAUUCAGUACCGGGGGCUCACCUGGAGCGUUGGUGGAAAAGGUGACAUUUCCAAUGUGACAACCCUUCCGAACAUCCUGCGUCACUUUAACAAGAACCUGAUGGGUUUCUCCACGGGCAUCGGCGAUGAAAAUCACCCGGACUCCUUCCUCAACCAGGGUGUCCCGGGCGCAAAAGCAGACGAUAUGCCAAAGCAGAUCCGUAAGCUUGUGGACAUCAUGAAAAAAGAUAAUAGAAUAGAUUUCAAUAAUGACUGGAAGAUCAUCACAUUGUUCAUUGGUGGAAAUGACCUCUGCGCAUAUUGCUCAAACAAGCCCUACCACUCCGCCGACAACUACAUAACGUACAUCAGCGAAGCCCUCGACAUCCUGCAUGCAGAGGUGCCACGGGCAUUCGUGAACCUCAUGGAGAUGCUGUACAUCGAGCCCUUGCGAGGACUGUAUAAUGACGAGGACAAUGAUUGCCCCCGAAUCAUCCUCAGGGAGCUGUGUGACUGCGUGGUGGAUCUCUCAGAUGGCUCCAGCGAGCUCGACUACCUCAUCACACUCAACCGGGCAUACCAGCAACGACAGCAGGAGCUGAUCGAGAGCGGGCGCUACGACACGAGGGACGACUUCACGGUGGUGCUGCAGCCCUUCCUGCGUAACCUCACCAUGCCCAUGAAUUCGGCAGGGAAACCAGACUCGUCGUUCUUUUCUCCGGACUGCUUCCACUUUGGUGAGAAGGCCCAUGCGCUGUCUGCCAAGGCCCUCUGGAAUAACAUGCUGGAACCUGUGGGAAAGAAAACCAUCGAUCAGGACUUUGUGGCUGACCUGUCCAUCCGCUGUCCCACAGAGAAAGAACCAUACCUAUAUACUUACAAGAACAGCGACUACAAUUACAAGAAAAAGAACUGGGGAAGUGAUUUCUCCUGCACCGAUACAACUCCAUCAAGCACCGUCCCCACUUCUGUGCACACCCUGAGGCCAGCAGACAUCAAGGUCAUUGCGGCGCUCGGCGACUCACUGACGGCUGCCAAUGGAGCCAGGGCCGACUAUUUUAGCAACGUUACCAGCCAGUGGAGAGGGGUUUCUUGGAGUGUUGGAGGAGAUGAAACUCUCAGCACGGUCACGACUCUUGCAAACAUCCUGAAGAAGUUCAACCCCAAUCUGUACGGCUUCUCGGAGGGCAUCGGCAGCAAGGACUCUCCUAACGCGCGGUUCAACGUCGCCGUGCCGGGAGCGCGUGCACGAAACCUCACUGGGCAAGCACAAGAGCUGGUGACUCGCAUGAGCAAUAACAACAAUAUUAACUUCAACAAUGACUGGAAGCUGGUGACGAUCUUCAUCGGUGGGAACGACUUGUGCCAGUACUGCCUCAGCAAGGGAGAAAGUUCAGCUGACAAGUUUGUAAAUCACAUCUCUGCAGCCCUGGACAUUCUGUAUGAAAAGAUGCCGAGGGUGUUUGUGAACUUGGUGGAGAUGCUGGAGAUCAAAGGGCUGCGGAGACUCGUGUCCAGCGCUUACGGCUGCUCCAAGAAUCCGAGGUUACUUUGCCCAUGUUUCAUCAAUCCCGGAGAAUAUUCUAAGGAGCUAGAAGAAAUGGUCAUCGUCAACAGGGAGUACCAGACAAAAACCAGCAACCUGAUUGCCAGCGGCAAGUACUCCGACCGCGAUGACUUCACCGUCGUUCUGCAGCCCUUCUUCCGAAACACCUUCCUUCCACUGGACGAGCUCAAUGAACCAGACCUCAGCUACUUCUCCAGGGAUUGCUUCCAUUUCAGCGAGAAGGGGCAGGCCGAGAUGGCCAUUGCUGUUUGGAACAACAUGCUGGAGCCCGUGGGUAAGAAGCAAACGUACAACGACUUUACACCAAGCAGGAAAAAGCUGAAAUGCCCUACAAAGGACCAGCCGUACUUGUUCACAGAGGGACCAUCAUCAAAAUCAGAUGGCAUGCAGCUGACAGCCUUGGGCAGCCUAACACUGGCAAGCUGCCUCAUCUGUCUGUUCAAGUCCAUGAGUUAAAGACAAACUCUGAAGAACAGAAAUGCUCCUUUGAGCAGUAGCGUGGCUGUGGAUUUUUGAUGUUCGAUAAAUGUCACUAAUGCGGCGACCGUUUCAUAUUGUACUAUGUUGGAAAUUACUAAAUUAAGUUUUCCGAACUGUGUUAACACACGUGUUACAUAAUGUACUACGUUUGCUAGCGACAUUAUGUACAGCGGUACUUUGUAAUAAAGCUGAUGAUGUAUCACCAAGCACUCUCACCACACCCUCACCAGUCACCUGAUACCACCCACCAGAAACUCACAUGUAUCACUCUCCACUCAUUUGACACAGCCCUCAUCAGACACUCACCAUUCACUGGAUACUCACCAAACACACACCUAACACUCACCAGACGCAACUCCCACUUUACACACACCUAACAAUCAGCACACUAUUCGCCAGUAAGCACUAUAGGGCUGAUACUGGGGAUCAUCACAUGGGCCUUUUACAAUUUUAAAAGCACAUGGGCAGCUAUCCACUCAAAACAUUGCAUUUUACACUUCACACACAUGACCCUUCCACCAACCGCCCCACGCGCGCCUGAGCUGAACACAUCGAUUGGUCCAGUAUUUUUGUCGGGAAAUUCGAAUCCGGCUAAUCGAGGAUUAUACGGUGUUGGCCACGUGACCUUCGGUAAUGACGGAUCGACACUGGGGAAAAUUAAGCAUCACAGACGAUCGCUUGACACUGGAGAGCAUGCAGAUUGGUCAGAGAUGAAGGGCAGACGCCAGAUGGCCGGUCGUGGGGAAAUUAUGUAUCAUAGAUGAUCGCUUGACGCUGGGAAGCAUUCUGAUUGGUCAGUGAUGGGGGGCAGACGCCAGAUGGCGGGUAGUAUUUGAAUGUAAAGAUUUUGAAUGUCAUUUGAUUGUUUGCUUUUACUAUUAAAAUAAAUCAAAAACGA